Haplochromis burtoni (Burton's mouthbrooder) is the source of this 1431-nucleotide messenger RNA. It is a transcript of the gene tesca, whose product is annotated as tescalcin a. Bases 728 to 1369 code for a protein of 213 amino acids. Lineage: Eukaryota; Metazoa; Chordata; Actinopteri; Cichliformes; Cichlidae. The record is from RefSeq and is a predicted model, not a curated record. Gene Ontology annotation, molecular function: calcium ion binding. The transcript has 8 exons.
AGGAAGAUUCUCGUUUGAUGCCGUGCACCGUGCUGUUUGAGUUAAGUGCUUCACUUGCAUCGUGGAAAGGCUGGUAGCUGUGAUACGCGUCGUCGAGGAAACGAAGGGAGACUAGUGAUUAACAAUUAGUUGAUAGCCGUGCCGACCUGUUUUUCUAGUGUGCUGGCUGAUAUUAAAACCGCAUAAUGAGGUCAAUAAAAAGGAAAUACAACUGUGUGAAAACUACUGGAAUUAAAUGGAACCAUGUUGCACUCCUUAUUACUCACGUAAUCGGGGCUACAAGUUGCCCAACGUAAUUUCCCCUACUGUUUAAUUCUGAGUUAAUAACAUAUCUUAAAGAGGUCUAAAUGGUACUUGGCAAAAGUAGGUCAAUUUCGGUUUAAGGCGGAAAGAGCAAUAACCGCAUUUUGUUCCAAUGUUUUUCAAACGCCUAGCUAUUUUUAAAUUAAAAACCUAAUCUCAACGGGAAGAAGAGAGGUUGAUUGCUUACACGGAGUAGCUGUCAAAGAAAUGAGACGGUCCCAUAACUUUGUGUAAAUGGGCUCGACAUGUGACACAUGGUGUGACGGGUGUAAUAUUUACGUACUUAAUAUGCAAAAGAGGAUCUUUAAAACGAUCUAAUAGCGAUAGUUAUGACUAACAGACGCAAGUUUAAAAUCAGGUCUACUGUUCAGUGCGAUUGUAUACAUUGUUGGCGCAUUGAGGCACUCAACACUUUACCGUCUGUAUGUGGAAGAGUGAAAUAAACAAGUUAAAACACUACGGAAUUUCACAGGAGCAGAUCAAAAAUCUUUACCAGAGAUUCCAGCAGCUGAGUGGAAAUCAUGAAAAAAUAAGCCGAGAUGACCUGGACCGCAUACCGGCCCUGAACAACAACCCAAUCAGAAAGCAAAUUAUUACUGCAUUCUUUGAUAAAAGGAACCAGCAUCAGAAUGAUGUUGGCUCCCUUGACGAGAUUGGCUUUGAGCAGUUCCUCAUGGUCAUGUCCCACUUCCGCCCUGUGAAUUCAACAGCGACAGAAGAAGAGAAGGUGACUGUAAGAAAACAAAAGCUUCGCUUCCUGUUCAACAUGCACGACACAGACAAUGAUGGCAUUAUUACUCUGGAUGAGUACAGGACGGUGGUAGAGGAGCUGCUGUCUCAAAGCGGAGCCAUUGAGACCGAGGUUGCCAGGUCGAUAGCAGAUGCUGCCAUGCUGGAGGUGGCAAGCACAAAUGUGCCCCACAUGGCCCCGGAUGAUUUCUAUGAAGGAAUCACAUUUGAGCAUUUUGAACAGAUUUUAAAAGGCAUUGAAAUGGAGUCCAGGAUGUCCAUUCGCUUUUUGGACAUGAACACCGCAACAAUGCGUUGUGGGAAAUUAAGCUCUUGAUUGGGUUGUUGUUGUAAGGAAAUAUUUAUGUUGCUGCUGUUUUAGCACAGUGUCACCAGUCC